CAAUCCGUAUGACAGCUCUGAUCCUCGUCCGUGUCUUUUUUCUUCACGAUCAGGUGCAACUGCGCACAGGAUUAUUACGGAAGAGUCUGGAUUUUUAGCUAGCUCCUCUAUCAUUACCUGAACAUCAUCCCCACUGUGCUUGACAAGCGUGAAUAUUUUCCCGUUGAUGACAAGCGUUCGAGUGAUGUUUGGUUGAUCAGCGUCUGCAAAACAAGUCAAGGUUCAAGUCGGAUCGCACGCUCUUGUUGGUAUCAGCGUAUAUCUAGAGAUCGCCAUGACGGAAAACGUGUUUUUGUUUGUCCCUAAUAUCGUUGAUUACCUACGAGUGAUCACAGCUUUUGUGUCCUUUUACUACAUGCCCUUUGACCCAUGGAGAGCCUCAUUCUGGUAUUUACUCAGCGGCUUCCUUGAUGCUAUUGAUGGCCAUCUAGCAAGGAUGCUCAACCAGUCCAGUAAACUGGGAGCAUUGCUGGACCAGCUGAUCGACCGGUGUGCCACAAUGUGUCUGUGUGGAGCACUGUGUUACUUCUAUCCAGAUUAUCUCAUGUUCUUUCAGUUCUAUAUGGCUCUUGACAUCACCAGUCACUGGUUCCACCUGCAGAGCACACUGAUGAAGGGUGCAGGUAGCCACAAAGUUCUUGAUCUGUCAGCCAAUCCACUGUUAAGGCAUUACUAUCAUAACCGGAAAAUCCUGUUCAUUAUGUGCUCGGCCAAUGAAGUCUUCUUCUGUAUGCUGUAUUUGACACACUUCUCAGCGGGACCAACACUGGGAUUUGGACUUGGAUUGUGGCAAGUGCUUCUCUACCUGACGGCACCACUGGCAGCCCUGAAGACCUUAAUCAGUGGCGUUCAGCUUUGGGCAGCCUGUAAAAACAUUGCAGCCAUUGAUGUGGCUGACAGGGAAGCUGCAAGACAGAAGCAACAGUGAAGAAUCCGUCCCAGUUCCUGGUUACAGAUACAUUACUAACUACGUCAUUGUUAGUUUUGAAUUUCAUGCCAGUAUUAUUUUUAAAUUGGAUAUGUCAGCAUUAUGCCAAAUAUUUAUCUUAGUUGGUAGUUUGCAAAGCAGUCCUGUUUGAAGAUUUGAAUGUUUUAGAAAUCCGCGACAUCUUACUAGAUCAAUGUAUGUUCUGGAAUCAAUAUGAGCUAUGUAUUUGAUAUAAUGGAUAUAUAUCUAGGUCCAGAUGGCCAUUGAUAAGGGCUACUGAGAAAUAAUUUGUUUCAAUUUUGUGUGUUCAUCAGUGAGUUUGUAACCCUGAUUGUACAAGCUGCUUCCUAACACCUCUUGCAAGGGAUAAUUUCUCUUUUUCUCAGAAGUCUAGUAAAACAGCUGUCAGUGCUAUCCAUAACAGUUACAUUAAGGUAAAUGUAAUUUAUAAUGACCUUUGUAACAAGUGAUUCUUUCAACAUCUCUGUGUGAUCAUGAUUACGAAGAGUCCUGAGUCCAAUAUACAAGUGUUUUGGAUAUUUAGACACCUGUGAUUUCAACAAAUGUAAAAUGUUUAAUUAUGUAACUACAUGAUGUACUACGUUUGCUAUGGACUACUUUGAGACGGGAAGUUUACCUGUGUUAAAUAUAAAUAUAAUGACAUUUGAUUAUGUUAUUGUAUUAAUUAUUUACUUCUGUUAAACAAAAUUAGUUUUUGCAUUCAGAAUUAAGAAAUGGGACCAAUUUGCAUAUGCUCCUAAACAUUUUCCUUUGUGAAGAGAGCCCUGAUUGUCAGUGAUCAGUGAUUACACGUGUUGGUGGUGCUUGUUGUUGAUACAGUUGUCUGUAAGUAAUACUGUCUAUAAGGAUGGAAACUGAUUGCUGUCUGAUCUGUUGUAUGUUAAAAGAUGAAAUCAUAGCUAGAGUUGUCUACUGCUAAGUAGAAUACUUGUUUUAAAGACAUUCUAUGAAAUAUUUUGAAUUACUAUAAUAUUGAACUUAUAUUUUCACCUACAUUUUAAAAGAAACCAUUUGGUGAAUUUUUUAAAGAAAGUAAGUUUUAAAUCUGUAAUAUGUACAAAUAAUUAGGGAAUGCAUAUGUACAUUCCUUGCUACCCUCAGCUAAUAUGUUGUCUUUAUUGUUGGUUGUUAUGUGUGUAUACAACUGAUGUGUAGAGAAUAGUGUUAAAAGUACUGUCAAAAACUAAACAAAAGUUUCAAGUUCUAGUCAACUAGAUAAUGUUCAAUGUUUUGAUCAACUCAAAAUAUUUUAAUGUAAUUUGAAUUUUAUAUUUGUAAUUUUUAAAUUGAGAUAAUUAAGUUAUUAAUUAUCUGUUGUUUAGUAUAACAGGAUCGGUUUGACCAAUGUUUUUACAUCUGAUAAUAACAUUAUACAACAUCACUGCCAAGAGAGGCAACCUAUCAAAACAUACUCAAACAUUUUUGUUAAUAAUUUGUCGGUGUAGUCCAUGUAUGGAGAAAACCUCUAUGUUUACACUGUCGGUGUAGUCCAUAUAUGGAGAAAACCUCUAUGUUUACACUGUCGGUGUAGUCCAUGUAUAGAGAAAACCUCUAUGUUUACACUGUCGGUGUAGUCCAUGUAUGGAGAAAACCUCUAUGUUUACACUGUCGGUGUAGUCCAUGUAUGGAGAAAACCUCUAUGUUUACACUGUCGGUGUAGUCCAUGUAUGGAGAAAACCUCUGUGUUUACACUGUCGGUGUAGUCAAUGUAUGGAGUAAACCUCUAUGUUUACACUGUCGGUGUAGUCCAUGUAUGGAGAAAACCUCUAUGUUUACACUGUCGGUGUAGUCCAUGUAUGGAGAAAACCUCUAUGUUUACACUGUCGGUGUAGUCCAUGUAUGGAGAAAACCUCUGUGUUUACACUGUCGGUGUAGUCCAUGUAUGGAGAAAACCUCUGUGUUUACACUGUCGGUGUAGUCCAUGUAUGGAGAAAACCUCUGUGUUUACACUGUCGGUGUAGUCCAUGUAUGGAGAAAACCUCUGUGUUUACACUGUCGGUGUAGUCCAUGUAUGGAGAAAACCUCUGUGUUUACACUGUCGGUGUAGUCCAUGUAUGGAGAAAACCUCUGUGUUUACACUGUCGGUGUAGUCCAUGUAUGGAGAAAACCUCUGUGUUUACACUGUCGGUGUAGUCCAUGUAUGGAGAAAACCUCUGUGUUUACACUGUCGGUGUAGUCCAUGUAUGGAGAAAACCUCUGUGUUUACACUGUCAGUGUGUUUACAAUGUCGGUGUAGUCCAUAUAUGGAGAAAACCUCUGUGUUUACACUGUCGGUGUAGUCCAUAUGUACCUAAUUGUCUGACAGUGUUUUGUUAUAAUGGGAGAUACAAAGACAACCAGAAGCAUUGUCGUCCUGUUUAAUUGAUGUUCAAUGUUUUUCAAUAGUGUUCAGACCAGAAGAAUGUUAUAUAUACUAAACUAUAUAUAUUGUGUUACAUGAUGUAUUUUUUAUUAAGUUCAGUGAAUGAAACUGGUUUAAAUUAUUUUGAGUUAUUAUAGAAGCUAAUGCCCUGUUGCUUUAGAAUAUGAAUUUGAUGUUUAUAUAUAUAUAUAUAAAAUAAUUAAAUGCCAUAUACUUUAUGAAUAUGAAAAUGGCGUGAAAGAAACCCUAUCUUUUUUCCUUGAUCUUCAGCUGAUAUCCUCAAUGUUGUUUAAAUAGCUUGCUGUGUUUCUUUUUACGAGUUUUCAUUGUUUACAAAAUGUAUCAUCAAAAUAUCUAACUAAAUAUGCUUAUGUCAAAUACAAAACAAGUGAUGUUUUUAUUUCUAACAGUCUGAAUUUAAUAUUCUACAGUAAUUCCAUUGAUGUUUGCAAGAAAGCAGCCAUUGUAGACAUCAAAUAUCUAAAUAUUUCAAGAUCCUCAAUUCAGAGUUUAAAGGGAAUAUUAUUAUUAUUACCGUAAUUAUGUCUAUAACCUUUAUUUAUUUUACAAAAAAUGCAAAACAAAUUAUAUUCACUUACAUUUAACAAUCUUGUUUGCCAGGAUUGAAGCAUGUUAGGGGUGUUGCUGUGGGGAGAAACUGAUCGAAGUAUCCGGGUAAAAAAAAUGGUGUCGGGACUCAAGCCCGGCCACCUAGGUGAAAGGCAAUUGCAUUACCACUGUGCCCCCUUACUGCCCAUUACCAUAGUUAUUCUGCAAAAAAUUCCUUGUAGAAGAUUUGACUAAUUGCAGAACAAUAUUGCAGAACAGUGUAAUAGCACCUUGUGGCAUUUGUACUGAAAUGAAAUAUAUAUGGAUUGCCUUAUAAACUGACAUGGACUUAUUGCCAGAGAUACAGUACUUUUUUUUUCAUUUUACCUGUGAAAUUUAACCAUGAAAUGUAUCUAUCAUACAAUAUACUACAACAGACACCCCCUGGAACAAAUAAUUUGGUGAAAUUGUCGUAGUUGUUUAAUAAUUGGCAUAGUCAAACCCAGAGGAAAAACAGGAUAUGGCAGAGCUCUAAAAUUAUAUAUAAUUUGACAAAGCUCACAUUGGGCAGAGCUGAUAUAUGAUAUGGCUUAAUCCUUCUUUUUCUCGUUCCCCCAUUUUCUGUUAGGAAAGUUCGUUGAAGCUCUUGACUGUAUGAAAAAAAUCUCUAAUGUAAUUUUUUAUUAUUUUUUUAGUUUUUAUUGUAUGUUUGAUGAUAGAAAUUAAGUAUUGUUUACAAAUGAAAUUUGUUUUGAGAAUUUGUUAUUCAGAAACAGUUUUAUUACAAAUGUUAAACAGUAAAUACUUUUAAUUGAGGUUAAAUGUAAUUCAAAUGCAAAUUAACCUAACAAAUAGGCUAACAAAAUGACACAUAUAAGCUCGUUAAGAUUAAGAAAAGGCAUGUCACAUGCUUGGAUAAAAUCAGUCAUUACUUACUCACAAUCUCCCCAUUUUGAUAUAAAAAAAAAGAGCUUCUGUUGUUUUAGUGCUGUCUGUACCAUCCAUACAUUUUGUGCCAACUGUUUUUAGAUCAAAGUGUUUCUCUAUCAAUAGGGAAACAUGUCUUAGGGGAUAUAACAACCUUUUUUUUAACAAGAAUAAUACACACUUAUUAAAUUGCAAACAGCUUACAGUUAGAAAUUCUGAGGAUUGAAGCAUUUUUCAGUUUUUAUAUGCGAGUUACAGGGAUAUGUUAAGCUUUACACUUAUGAUUUUAAUCAUUAUCUAAUAUGUGCAAUAUUAAUAAAUGUAUUUGUCUGGUUUUGCAGAAUUGUAAAUAUUGCUUUUUAUUCUUUAUUUGAUAUCAGUAUGUACAUGUAUGCUUAUAUAUAUAUAUAUAUAUAACUAGAUAGCUGUUUGGAAUUUUGUUACAUUGUAGAUUGUUGAUGGUAUUUAUAUGUUAGCUAUUAAAAUCUAUUUAGCAAUAAAAAUCUGAUAUUUCUGUCAUGUUGUUCAGAUCUUAAGAUGUUAGAUGUUCAGAUCUUUACAAACAUUUGUAUUAAUUGUGUUUUGAAGGUGUAAAAGAUUUCUGAUAACUAGGCAGUAUUUGCAACACUGAUUCAUAAACAAAGCAAGUUGUUAAGAGUUACAAUUGUUUUGUACUUGAAUGGAACAUGUAUGGCUGAAAAAUUAAAUGAUAAAAAGUAGUCAUUCAAUUAGGUAAUUAACUUAAAUGUGUAGAACCAGCUCAUGAAGCAUGGUUCAUAAUGGCUGUUAGUGUUUGAGAUAAGUAAGCAUCAAGCGGUGUUUUUAUUAGAUGAUAGAAUGUAGUGCAGUGUGUUAGAAAUAGCUAUUCACAUAGAAACCCAGAUGAGUUUAUCAAAAAAGUGGAUCAACAUUUGGCCCCCAAUUUUUUUUUUUUUUUUGACCAUUUAUAGAUGCAUGAAAAUGAACCAUAACCACAUAAAUUACUUCUGAUAGUCGUAGUGGAUCUCCUUGCAUAACACCAAGUUGAGACAUUUGGUAUCAAAAUAGCACUAGAUUUAUACACAGUAAACUGUUAUAAUUGAUUUUCAAAUUUACAGUAGCAUUUGAAAAUUAUUCAUUAUUUUGUUAGGGUACCCCCUUCACUCAAAUUGGUGUUGUGCAAGAAGGUCCACUACGACUUUAAAGUUGUUAUUACGGUUGUUACGGUUCAUUUUGAUUUAUCUACAUAUGGUGAAAAAAUUAAAUAAAUUGAAAUGGGGGCCGGCACUAAUGUUAUAUCUCCAUAGGCGUUGACCCAAUCUUUACCAUUUUUGUAAUUGGAUUUAUUGUGAAUGAUUGUUUAAAUAGAUAGAACAAUGAUCUUCCAGUGUAGUCUGUGUUAUUCAUACCUAAAGCUAGAUCACGUUAUGAUGUCCGUGUUAUAAAUUGGCCAUGGCUUAAAUAACGCUAUUAAUAAAACAGAAGUAAUUUGUAUGUUGGAAUAAACAUGACUAAAGCUUAACUUAAAAUAAAAUACAGCACAGGUUCGUAAUUUUUAGGAAAUAGAAAUUGCUGCAUGGCACUGAACUGGGUAGAUAUAUGUAUCAAAGGUGCUAAAAUAAUUAGGUGUAUUACACUAUUGCCAUGUUUGUUUGCAUUUCUUAUAAAUGCUUACUUGUCUGUUUGAUCUUGUUCCGGAAUAAAAAAGAAAUGAUUUUGCUUGACGUUUAAAGUUAAAAAGUAGUCCUGUGUUGAAUGAAAAAAGUCUUUUAUGCUAUUUUUCUUCUAACGAUAAAUCUGUUUCUCUAUACUGAAAUAAAGUACUCUUGUCUUACUCAUUACUCAGGAAGUUAUUCCAAAUUGAAAAUUUAUGCCAUUUCUUAUUCUAAAUAAGCAGAAAAUAUGACGUCCUAUUGCUGACUUGUCUAAUUACUUGAUUUGUCUAUUUAUUUAUAAUCAUGAAAUUAUAUUCUUUUGCCAUUAAAUGAUUCCUGUCUUCAA
Messenger RNA from Pecten maximus, 6767 nucleotides. RefSeq names its product CDP-diacylglycerol--inositol 3-phosphatidyltransferase-like. Lineage: Eukaryota; Metazoa; Mollusca; Bivalvia; Pectinida; Pectinidae. The transcript is spliced from 7 exons. Gene Ontology annotation, cellular component: Golgi apparatus; membrane. The coding region runs from base 275 to 928 and encodes 217 amino acids. The record is from RefSeq and is a predicted model, not a curated record. Gene Ontology annotation, biological process: phosphatidylinositol biosynthetic process. Gene Ontology annotation, molecular function: CDP-diacylglycerol-inositol 3-phosphatidyltransferase activity.